This is a messenger RNA of Drosophila willistoni, 1905 nucleotides long. Its product is annotated as putative leucine-rich repeat-containing protein DDB_G0290503. Bases 149 to 1606 code for a protein of 485 amino acids. NCBI's taxonomy places the organism in Eukaryota, Metazoa, Arthropoda, Insecta, Diptera, Drosophilidae. The record is from RefSeq and is a predicted model, not a curated record. The transcript has 3 exons.
UUCAAGAGUGAGACAAGCAGCUGAUCUUAAAUACUUCUUUUCUAUUCAAAAUAGUAAUUUAUAUUUUAUUCAUUUAAUGGAUCAAAACAAUUAAUGGAUCAAAAGUAUUCAUAAGCUAUGCAGCAAUAUAUCUGAAUUAUAGUUAAUUAUGGAAGAUAACAUACUUCAGCUUGAAUUGCUGAGUUUACAAAACUCUUUGGCGUCCUCCCUCAAUGGAAGUUCUUCGAAUAUAUCGACAACAUCGUCGAGGGAGAACUAUAUAAAGGAAUUGGAAAUCAAAUUGGCCAAACUAGAAGUAAAUGUCUCAACGUAUGCCGAUAAGAUUAAAGAUAAAGACGAGGUUAUUGCCGCCUUGAAAAUGUCCAUUGCAUUCUGUAAGAACAACAAUUACAACAAUGGCAAUAAUAAUAAUAAUAAUCAUAAUGAGUCAUCAUCCCGAUUAUAUGAACUUCAAGCCACCUUGCAUAACAGAGACAAACAAUUGGCGAAUUUACAAUCUCAAAUGCGAGACAAGGACAUUCAAUUCCAGGAAUCUGAAGCGAAAUCAGUAUGUCUUGCAAAUCAAAUUGCCCAAUUAAAAUUCCAUUUACAUGAAUAUGAGGCUAUGAUUAAAUCAACUCCAAAUUCGAAUCAUAUUUUACUAGAAAGUAGACAACUAAUUGCUGCUCGCGAUCGUCAUAUCAAUGAAUUACGUGAAGUGAUCAAAAGUAAAGAGGCUCAAAUAGUUCAACAGGAAUUGAAAUUGAAAGAUCACCAAACCAAAGAUGAUACAUUGCCGGCUAAACUUGAGGAGAAAACCAAUCUUUUAGCCAGCCAAGAGGAAGUUAUUAAAGAACAAACAAAUAGUAUUGCAAAGUUACAAGCACAAAUUGAACAGAAAGAUGAAAAACAACAGGAAACUGAGCAAAUGCUUGCCAAUAUCAAAGCUCAACUCAAAGAAAAUAACGAUAAGCAGACAGAAACGCUUCUGAAAGAGGCCAACGGCAAAAUUAAUGGCUAUACGAAUACGAUCAAGCAGCUUAAACAAAAUAUAACCGAUCUACAGAAGACCAUCAAGAAACUUCAAGCCAAUGUCGGUCGAAUGGUAAUCGAAGCUGAUAUUCAAGCCCAAAGGGAUAAUACUGGUGUCAUAACAAUCAAAUGUAAUGCUGGUUGGAAUCUUUUCUAUCGUGUCACUGCCGUUUCCGAGAUGUACAACAGUCUUGUGAAUUUAAAUUUCGAUACAUCGGCCCAUCCACAUGAAAUGUAUGUCCACCUCACAGAUUUCAAUGGCAACAAUUAUCGUGCUCAUUACGAUCUAUUCGUUGUGGGCAGUAAAUCGGAAGAAUAUAAAUUGAAAAAGUUGGGCAAAUAUACAGGUGAUGCUGGUGAUGGUAUGCGGUCCUGUUUGGGUAACGAUUUUCGUACAGUUGAGUUCAUUACCCUUGGACCGUUACGCAAACGUAUUCUUAGAUGCUGGGGACUUGUCACCGAUGAUGAAUCCGAGGAUUGUAAUAUGUAUGCGAGAACUACUCCAGAAAGUGCCAAUGUCCUGACAUGGAUGGGUAAAAAAUAUAAAAUUGCCAUCAUGUUUUUUAGGCCAAAAAUUGUUAUUAUACAUACAUAAACAUAGAAUCAUGGAGGGAUCAACUAAUUUUUUUUUUAUCUUUUCGCCAAGUUAAUGGUCCAAGUGGUCGUCUAAGUAUGAUAAAAAAAUGUCAACAAUGUAAUUUACUACAUUUUUGAAGUCAACAAAAAAAACUUUUAAUGGAUAUACCAAUGUUUAGAGCCGAUAAGAUAUAGGAUUUAUUAAGUUACAAGUGCUAUAUAAAUAUAUAUCGUUUUUUUUUUUUUUUUUUUUUUUUUUUUGAGCAUUACGACAUUACCUUUUUAAUACCAACGUCAAAAUAUUCCAUUUUUAAUAUU